UUUUGGUAGUUGCCUUGUUCCCCACCCCUAUAUAAAUACAUACUACUGCGUAUCUCGAUUUUUGCUUAUUGAUUCUCAAUUUUCACUUGUCAGGGCUCUUUAUCAACCGAUUUUGUGAAAACUUACAGAGAAGACAUAUAUAGCGUCCAUAACUUCCGUUUAUAUUAAUUUACAAUAUGGCCGAGGAGGGUUACAAGGUGACAUUGCAUGCAUAUGAUUUGAGCGGAGGUUUAGCUCGCCAGCUUUCCAUGUCAUUCUUAGGAAAGGCUAUUGAAGCAAUAUGGCAUACAGGUGUGGUGGUAUAUGGUACUGAGUACUAUUUUGGGGGUGGAAUCCAACAAACUCCUGCUGGAACAUCCCCAUAUGGUACUCCGAUGCGAGUAAUUGAUCUUGGUGUCACCCAUGUUCCGAAAGAUGUGUUUGAGAUGUAUUUACAGGAGAUAAGUCCACGCUACACUGCUGAAACUUACAGUUUGAUGACACACAAUUGUAAUAACUUUAGCAAUGAGGUUGUACAGUUUUUGGUGGGUGCUUCUAUCCCAGAGUACAUCCUCAACCUCCCUAACGAAGUCAUGAGCAGUCCAAUGGGUGGACUUAUAAUGCCUAUGAUACAAAAUCUAGAGACCACCUUACGAGCAGGUGCCGUUCCACAAGCUCCUCAGUUUAUCAGUCCAUCUCCGGUGCUUCCAGCGCCACAAGUAGCAAAGAAAGUCGAUACAUCAUCAGAAAAACAGAGUAAUGCGAACAACACUGAUGUGAAGUUGAAAGCUGAAAAUGUGGUUCCACCUGCAGUCGUUCCAGCUGGAACACCACAAGAGAAACCAGUAGUUGAUCCUCUUGGAGAUGCUAGAAGCAAAGUGCAAGAAGAGAUCGGAAAGGAAUUCGCUGCAAUCAUGGCAAGUGGGACCCUCCGUGCCAGUGAGGCUGCAGCCCUUGCUACCAAGAAGGUGAUGCAGAAAUACGGGCACAUGAAUGCUGCACAAAGCUGAGACAGGUUUUGUGCUUUAUUUUCCUAACAUAUUCGAUUGGAUGUGUUCCCAUUUAAGAACGAUACUCUGUAUGUCUUGAAAAAUAAUUAUUUUUAUCAAAAAUUAUUUAUCAA
This is a messenger RNA of Erigeron canadensis, 1102 nucleotides long. Its product is annotated as desumoylating isopeptidase 1. The transcript is spliced from 5 exons. NCBI's taxonomy places the organism in Eukaryota, Viridiplantae, Streptophyta, Magnoliopsida, Asterales, Asteraceae. Gene Ontology annotation, molecular function: peptidase activity. The record is from RefSeq and is a predicted model, not a curated record. Bases 177 to 989 code for a protein of 270 amino acids. Gene Ontology annotation, biological process: protein modification by small protein removal.